CGCAAAAUAGUUGCAUCAUUUUGCAAUCAUGAGUAAGAACAUUGUGCUUCUCCCUGGUGAUCACGUGGGCCCCGAGGUUGUUGCGGAGGCCGUCAAGGUUCUCGAGGCUGUCUCGUCGGCAAUCGGCGUUAAGUUCAACUUUUCCAAGCACCUGAUCGGCGGUGCCUCGAUCGAUGCUUAUGGGGUGCCAUUGUCCGACGAGGCCCUCGAAGCCGCCAAGAAGGCUGACGCCGUUUUGCUUGGAGCCGUCGGAGGACCUAAGUGGGGAACCGGCUCCGUGCGUCCUGAGCAGGAUCUGUUGAAGAUCAGAAAAGAGCUCAACUUGUACGCGAACCUGCGUCCAUGCAGUUUUGCUUCCGACGCUCUUCUGAAGCUAUCUCCACUGAAAUCAGAAAUCGUCAAGGGCACUGACUUUGUUGUUGUGCGUGAGUUGGUUGGUGGAAUCUACUUUGGUGACCGCAAGGAGGAUGCCGGCGACGGAGUUGCCAGCGACACUGAGAGCUAUUCUGUUCCAGAGGUGCAGAGAAUCACGAGAAUGGCGGCCUUUUUGGCGCUGCAGAGCGACCCACCGCUGCCACUGUGGUCGCUGGACAAAGCCAACGUGCUUGCAUCCUCGCGUUUGUGGCGGAAGACUGUUGAGGAGACCAUCAAGAACGAGUUCCCGCAGCUGACGGUGCAGCACCAGCUGAUCGACUCGGCAGCCAUGAUUUUGGUCAAGUCGCCAACGAAACUCAACGGUGUCAUUGUCACCAACAACAUGUUUGGCGACAUCAUCAGUGACGAGGCCAGUGUGAUUCCUGGGUCUCUGGGCCUGCUGCCUUCUGCCUCGUUGGCGUCUCUGCCAGACACAAACAAGGCGUUUGGUCUUUACGAGCCCUGCCACGGCUCGGCGCCAGAUUUGGGCCCGGGCAAGAUCAAUCCAUUGGCCACAAUUUUGUCUGCCGCCAUGAUGCUGAAGCUGUCGCUGGACUUGGUGGAUGCCGGCCGUGCGAUCGAGCAGGCCGUCAAGAACGUCCUGGAUGCAGGUAUCAUGACUGCCGAUUUGGGUGGAAGCUCCUCAACACAGGAAGUUGGUGAUGCUGUUGCGCAGGAGGUGGCCAAGCUACUCAAGAACUAAAUAAGGGAGAAAAAAAAGUAGGAUCUCGAAUAAUUCCUAAAUAAUCCCAAAAAUCCUAAACAC
Molecule: messenger RNA, 1180 nt
Organism: Ogataea polymorpha
Lineage: Eukaryota; Fungi; Ascomycota; Pichiomycetes; Pichiales; Pichiaceae
Product: beta-isopropylmalate dehydrogenase
Exons: 1
Coding region: 29-1117 (362 amino acids)
Biological process (GO): L-leucine biosynthetic process
Cellular component (GO): cytosol
Molecular function (GO): NAD binding; magnesium ion binding; 3-isopropylmalate dehydrogenase activity
Source: RefSeq, a predicted model, not a curated record